AGUUUUAGAAUACUGUUCAUGUGUUUGUAGACACAGCAUUUUUAGUUUCUUUCACUGUCCCAUUUAGGCCUUUUGUUAGAUAAGAGAAAAAGUGCUGUAGGAGAGAACAUGUCCUCAAAAAGGGAAAGGGAAGCUGUUGAUAGAGUAGAGGAUGAAGGGCUUGAUAAUGAGUCAAAGAGGCAGAGGCUGGAUGACGAUUCCUCCCCCUCUCCACCUCCUGUCUCCAUUGCAAAUCCUCUUUCUGGGUUGGCCAAUAAUUAUGCUGACAUUGAUGAGGAGGAAGAUUAUGUUAGAAGGGAAAGGGGUUCUGUUAAUGAGAGGAGGAAUGAUGGAUCCCAGCAUAAUGGACAUAAAUAUGGAGAGGCUGAUGAUAGUGAUGAAGAAGAUGAUUCACGUGAACAAUUUAGUGGAAGAAACAAUCGCCAGGUUGAGGUUCGGAAGGACUGUCCUUAUCUUGAUACUGUUAAUAGACAGGUAUUUGACUGA
This is a messenger RNA of Cajanus cajan (pigeon pea), 486 nucleotides long. NCBI's taxonomy places the organism in Eukaryota, Viridiplantae, Streptophyta, Magnoliopsida, Fabales, Fabaceae. The record is from RefSeq and is a predicted model, not a curated record.